AUGCGCAAUUACACCACCGCCCUCCUCUUCCUCUUCUCCGUCCUCAUGGGAACGGUCCUCAGCGGCCCUCUCAUCGGCCACCCUGUCUCUGCCCGCCAGCUGCUACCCGAGGACCCCGCCCUCGAGGCCGAAAUCGCCAAACUCCGCAACGUCACCCGCUUCUCCAGGCUUCCUCCCGACACAAUCUACAACUUCGAGCACAAGUUCAUCAAUGCCACUAGCGGCGUAAUGGAGACCAUUGUGCUGCACCCCACUGCUGCAGAGAUGAUGUCCGGCUUCGACACCGCCGACCUGCCUGCGCACAAGAAGCGUGCCGGCGAGCCCGAGUUUGGCGUCGUGUGCGAGACCAGCAGCGGCAGUCCUGAGGCGUUCGAUGUGGUCAAGGCGAUGGUCACCAUGAAUUGGAAGCAGAGGGACUUCUGCUGCCAGUAUCUGCCGUUUGGAGCGAAAUGCAAUACGCUGGAGUCUCAUAACUCUGCUGCGGUGGGGAUCUGUGGGCCAUGGAUGCGCUGCGUGCCUUGCCCUAAUGCUAUAGACUUUCUACUUAUCUUGGUCGAUAGGUGCCGCAGAAGGUUCCCUGAUGGAAGGACGCUCGCGGGUGGAAAGUUCAACCUUGGCGCCUAUGGAGUAACCCCUCCAUAUGGGGGGUAUCUGUUGACCUACCACACCUAG
Morchella importuna is the source of this 672-nucleotide messenger RNA. RefSeq lists its product as uncharacterized. Lineage: Eukaryota; Fungi; Ascomycota; Pezizomycetes; Pezizales; Morchellaceae. The coding region runs from base 1 to 672 and encodes 223 amino acids. The record is from RefSeq and is a predicted model, not a curated record. The transcript has a single exon.